Molecule: messenger RNA, 2020 nt
Organism: Rattus rattus (black rat)
Lineage: Eukaryota; Metazoa; Chordata; Mammalia; Rodentia; Muridae
Gene: Phospho1
Product: phosphoethanolamine/phosphocholine phosphatase 1
Exons: 3
Coding region: 359-1228 (289 amino acids)
Biological process (GO): bone mineralization involved in bone maturation
Molecular function (GO): phosphatase activity
Source: RefSeq, a predicted model, not a curated record
GCUUGUGACGUGCGGGGACUGCGGUGGGCCCGGGUGCUGCGGCUGCCGCAGCGCCCGCCGCGGCUCGGGCUCUGGCUCCCCGGCAUUUAAAGGGGACGCGGCGGCGGCCCCGGGGAUGGGGGGCAGGUGGAAGGGACGGAGCAGAAGCACAUCAUCCACGGUCCCUCGGGGCUGGAGGGACGCGUGAGCCGGAGCUCAGAAAUCCGGGGGUGGAUAAGACCGCGUCCCCCCCAAUUCCCGAGCUCUGGAUGACAACUGGAGACCAACCAAGUUUCUAAAGGUGGAACUCAGGAUAAUACACUGACAAUGAGUGGGUGCUUUCCGGUUGUUGGAUUACGAUGCCUGUCUAGGGUCUUGGAUGUGCCAGCGACCCUGGCUGUGGCCCGCUAAUCAGCCUCUUCCUGGCCGGCUCCCGCCGCGCCGCCUCUCGCUUGCCCCCUCCUCCUGCUCCUCUUCCCCCUGCUCCCAGGACGGCAGGAUGGCCGCGCCGGGCGCGCCUCGCUUCCUCCUGACCUUCGACUUCGAUGAGACCAUCGUGGAUGAGAACAGCGACGACUCGAUCGUGCGUGCUGCGCCAGGCCAGCAACUGCCCGAGAGCCUGCGUGCCACCUAUCGGGAGGGCUACUACAAUGAGUACAUGCAACGCGUCUUCAAGUACCUGGGUGAGCAGGGAGUACGGCCCCGGGACCUGCGCGCUGUCUACGAGACCAUCCCCCUGUCGCCAGGCAUGGGCGAUUUGUUGCAGUUCAUAGCCAAACAGGGCUCCUGCUUCGAGGUUAUUCUCAUUUCGGAUGCCAACACCUUCGGUGUGGAGAGUGCCCUGCGUGCCGCUGGCCACCACAGUUUAUUCCGCCGCAUCCUCAGCAACCCGUCGGGGCCCGAUGCGCGGGGACUGCUGACGCUGCGGCCCUUCCACACGCACAGCUGCUCGCGCUGCCCCGCCAACAUGUGCAAGCACAAGGUGCUCAGCGAAUACCUGCGUGAGCGGGCCCGCGACGGCGUGCACUUCGAGCGCCUCUUCUACGUGGGUGAUGGUGCAAAUGACUUCUGCCCCAUGGGGCUGCUAGCGGGCGGGGAUGUAGCCUUCCCGCGCCGCGGCUACCCCAUGCACCGCCUCAUCCAGGAGGCACAGAAGGCUGAGCCCAGUUCCUUCCGCGCCCACGUGGUGCCCUGGGAAACGGCCGCCGACGUGCGCCAACAUCUGCAACAGGUGCUGAAGACGUGCUGAAGACCAUCGCCUGCAAGGGGUGCCCGGGACAACCAGCGGAGGAGGGGCGGGGCUGGGAAUUGGUUAGGACCACCUAGUUUUACUACCCUCCCUCUUUCCUUUCCGCUUUGCUGUGCUCCUCUGGUCGGUUCUGAAAUUCGGUCCGCUUGUGGCUGGGAGCGGGGGGUUCAGAGCCGUCCCUGUCUCUGCAGUUAACACAGCUCAGCUGCCUUCCCUCCAGGGAGGUGAGCACCCCUUGGAAGGCAGGCAGUGUCCCUCGAACUGAGAGGAACGGGCUCCUAGAAGUUGGGAGAAAGAACAUCUCCCACUUACUUUAGCUGCUGCAUAACCUCCUCUGCCCAGCCUUUCAAACGGACUCAGGAUCCCCCAAUCCGCAUGCCAGUACCAGAUUUCCUCGCGGCAGACCUAUGAUGCUCUCAGAAGAUAACUCUAGGUCUCUCGAUCUUGCUUCAGCCAACGCAACCCUAAACUGCCGCUGCGCUGGCUGCGCCUUGCUUCCUUCCCACCCCCCACCCCCCAGCCAGACACACACCCCCCCAAGGAAGAAAAAGCCAGAACAACCGCCUCUUGCUGAUGGAACGAGGUAGAACCGACCAAUGACCUCGGAGAGUGUGAUGACAAAUCCUCGCAUUCUGGCAAGAGACCAGGGACUUCACCAAAGUCGUCCCCGCCUCAUCCCCCUCCACCCCUAUGGAACAGAAAGCCAUGUUUUUAAGCAGAGCCAGGGAAAGCCAAGCCCCUCCCCUCUCUGGAGUUUCAGACCAAUAAAGGAGGUGAAGGGGGACACAGGGA